ACAACAAGUUACUAUGAUUCGAGCGACUUUGCAGCACCCCACAGUAUGAACUAUCCUCGAUAAAGCCGAUCCCAGACCCCGAAAUCUCCUCAACAAUCCUCCUCCGGAAACAGCAAGCACGUGCAUCUAUCAAAAACGAAGGUCUGUCCGUCGGCCCACUCCGAGAUAUCGUCAUUUUGACAAUCCCGUCCAUCUCCAACGCGUCUCCCAUCACCUCAACUCGAUCCAGCAGCCAGGCACGCGUGAUGGCCCAGCCCAAUCGCAGUUUCAACCAAUAGCGACCGCCUCUCUCUUCAUUUGACCAUUCCAUUUCACUUCUUCCACCGUUCUCCUUCGCUUGACAUAUCCUUGACUUGACACCAAGACUUCCAGCAGACAACAAGCAAGGGAGCUGGAGAUGGAGAACCUCACGCUGGACGAGAAUAAUGCUGGAGGGCCGCCGCAGCAACAGCAGCAGUUACUCGGCCCCUCGCCGCAGAACCAGCAAUUGCCUCCGCAGAUGUUCACAACUGCUGCUCAGCUGCUAGAUUUGACAGAUAGUAAGGGCUUCUCUUUUUGCCUCUCGAGAACUCAUUUUAGCUCCGAUCAUUUUUCUCUUCACUUCUCGAAUCAUCACCCAGAUACAACAUUAACCAAAUAUACAGAAAAGCUCAUGGUAGCCCUCCGCGACGGCAGGAAACUAAUAGGUGUACUCCGCAGUUGGGAUCAAUUUGCCAAUCUAGUCCUCCAGUCAACAAUCGAACGACUCUUUGUCCCCCCUCCCAACUCCUCGCGGACAUCAACGCCCACCAAACCCGGUGAAACCGCGCAACCAGGUCUCUACGCCGACAUACCCCGCGGCAUUUUCCUCGUUCGCGGCGAGAACGUCCUCCUGCUCGGCGAGAUUGAUCUAGACAAGGACGACGACCCGCCGCCGGGCUACGAGAAGGCCGAGGUCGAGCUGGUGCAUAGGUUAUCCAAGGAGCGCAAGGCGCAGGAGGCGAAGAGGGAGAAGUCCAGGCUGGUUAAGUUGAGGGCUUUGGGGUUUGAGGGGGAGAAUACAACAGAGGCGUCGAUUUGAGUAAGUUUUGGAGCUUGAAUCUUGAGAUAUUGAAGGCUUGAGAUGAGAUGUGAAGGGAGGGUAGAGGAUAAACUAUGGCGGAAACAAGCAUUGAUUUCAAUGGGGAGAGGACUUGGGAGAGCGGGAGAGAAAAGCACUGGUACUAUGCAGAAUAUUGUGAAAUGCAUCAGUAUCAGCUGGAGGUGGAUGAAAGAAAAGAAUAAGCAUUGCAUUGUGCAAAAUGCAAUACGACAUAAAGUAUUUUAUGAAUCAACUUGCAAUUGCAACUUUGGUCGAUCGUUUGUGUAGAUGUUUCUAACUUUCUCAUGUGCUAAAUGUUUAUUCUUUGAUC
Cadophora gregata is the source of this 1391-nucleotide messenger RNA. It is a transcript of the gene LSM1, whose product is annotated as SM-like, degradation of cytoplasmic mRNAs and positively regulates transcription initiation. Lineage: Eukaryota; Fungi; Ascomycota; Leotiomycetes; Helotiales; Ploettnerulaceae. Gene Ontology annotation, cellular component: P-body; Lsm1-7-Pat1 complex. The coding region runs from base 398 to 1060 and encodes 220 amino acids. The record is from RefSeq and is a predicted model, not a curated record. The transcript has 2 exons. Gene Ontology annotation, molecular function: RNA cap binding. Gene Ontology annotation, biological process: deadenylation-dependent decapping of nuclear-transcribed mRNA.